AUGAAUAACAGUUUUAAUAGUGGAAAUGUACCAAAAGAGAAUACAGCUAUUUAUAAAGAUCUAAGAUUAUCUAUUCAAUCAUGGGUUGCACCAUCUGUCUUGGUGAUAACAUCACCUACAGUAACGAAACUAUUUCAAAAGAUGUCAACUACCACCGGUAACUCUUUUACCGAUAUUUUGAAUCAAUAUGUUAAUGAUAAGCGUGAAUCAUACUAUGAAUUGAACGAAUUAAAGUUGAAUUUCAUUACGUUGCAACAUCUUGAACCCGCCAGUUUUACACAGUCGAUCACCGACACCUCGACUUCAGUAGAUGCAAUGGCAACCGAUGAAUAUUGUUCAAACUUUAAGAUUAGAACAAAACAAGAUGUUCCUUAUUUUCAUAAAGUUUGUCAAGAUCCAACACCUUGGUUCGAGAAAUAUAGACAUCAUUACUUGAAAUCAUGUCAUAGUCCAGAGUUGGAGACAUUCUCACAUCCGAUUGCAGUGAUGUUGAUCGUAUCGAGUGAAGAUUCGAAUCCAAUCGGUUUGUUGGUGAAGAUGUUUGACAGUGCGAAACCACCUGCCAUCUUCCAGCAGUACAACGCCGAUGCAAACAUACCAAAGAUCUAUAUUCUCGUGCAUCCAGAGAACUCUGAGGUCGAAUCGGAACGACGUCUAUCAGAGAUGAAGAACACGUUCGGUGCUACCAACUCUUACCUCUUGCGUAUCUCACCGAAAGAAGACGAUGGUGGUCUCACCUACGAACCGUCGACCGCCAACAACAGCAACCCUCUCUACACGAUCGUCAGUGAUCUAACAAUGAAACACAUUCCAAAUUUCAUUGAGAAAUCUAUAUUGGAAUUAAAUGAUACUAUUGUUGCAAAUAAAAAGAGUUUCUUCUCAAAGAUGAAAUUGAGAAUUGGAUAUAAGAAGAAUGAGGAUGAAGCAACGUCGGCUGUUUCCGUUGAAUCUUGUCAACGUAGAUUAUCAGAUCUCUAUUUCCUCUUGCAAGACUAUGAGAAUGCAUUAUCGAAUUACAAAACACUACUAAAGGAAUUCAGUGCCGAAAAGACACCAAAUCAUUAUGCUGCUACCUAUGAAAUGAUUGGAAUAUGUAAUUUUAUGUUGAAUAAAGAAACUGAAUCACAGUUUGAAACAGCUAUCAAUAAUUAUACGAGAUCGGGAUUGAAUGCAGCAUCGGUUCGUGCAGCGAUGAUACAAGGUGAGAUAUUGAAACGAAAGUCUAGCUACAAGUUGUUGGCCGAUCUCUACAAAUCGAUUGCCGAGCGAGAGAUUGAUCCUUUCUGUGCUGCGGUGUUGUUGGAGCAGGCCGGUUUCUGUUUGUUGCAAUACCCGGCACCGUCGUUCAGAAAGGCAUGUAUGCGUUUGGUGCUUGCCGGUGACAAGUACGCCGAGGCAUCGAAGCGCAAACACGCAUUGCGCUGCUACGGAUUCUCCUAUGGCGUGUACGAAGGUCGCGAUUGGAACUACAUCGACGACCAUCUCCAUCUGGCGUUGGUGCGUUACUCGUUCUUCCAAGGACACACCAGCGACUCGAUUCUGUUUGUCAACAAACUGCUCGAGAAGAACUGUCAGUCUUUCCAAUCGCAAAACUCGAUCAUUCGUGAGUUCCUUUUCAUCUCGAAAUCCACUGCCAAGGACAACUAUAUCGGUGAGUUGCCGUUGCCGUUGAUCAACAACGACCGCACCCAAGUGUUCCUCUCUGAUUACUCGACAGAGUUGAAUCAGUUGGUUUGGCAAGAGAUGGAAGAGGCGUUCAAGAAAGAGGCAUCUAUCAUUACAAAACCGGUGCUACAGGGAUUCGAUUUGUGGCGAAAAGAUCAAUUCCAAGAGGCAGAGAAAGAGAGAACCAUCGUCGUUGAGGAACCGAUCACAGUCGAAUGUGAAAUUAGAAAUCCUCUGCAGGUUCCACUGCAAUUCAACCGUGUACACUUGGUUGCCACCUUUAAGAAUUCGCAGACACAAGAGGAAGAAUCCAAUAUGUCGCCACUCGACGACGAUGCUCUUGCCGCAAUGGACAAUGGUCAGACACCAUUCAAAGUGGAAUCGAUCGAUCUCCUUCUUGGACCAAGUGAAACAAAGAAAUUGGUUCUAUCGAUCAUCCCACUCAAACAGGGUCAACUCAUUAUCAAAGGACUUGGUCUAUGUAUGUGUGGUUCCGUUUGGGGUAAAAGACAAUUCAAUUUAAAACAAAAGAGAUUAAACAAAACAAGACAACAAAGAGAAUCAGUUGUUUAUGAACCAAAUUUAACUUUAACUUUUAGUGUUACUUCACCAAUGCCAAGAUUGGAAACACAGUUUAUUGAAUUCCCGGCUGCUCUUAGUCAUGGUGAAAUGAAACAAGCAAAAUUACAACUUAAAAACUGUAGUAAUAAGAUGGGUUUGAAAAAUGUAAGAGUAAGACUAAGUCAUCCAACUCUUUGUUGUUUUGGAUCAAAUAAUAAUGAUGCCAGUAUAUUGAGUACAUUGGAUUCAUCGAUUUUAUUGAAUAUUGAAUUACCACCUGGUGCAACUGUGACUGUUCCUUUGUGGGUACGUGGUUUGGUCGUUGGAAGAUACAAUCUGAGAUGCUUGGUAUACUAUGAGUCGGAAGCAGGUAACUCUGAUUUGAAGUAUCGUCUCGCUAGAUGUCAAACCGAUUUCGAUGUGAAAGCAUCACUUCGUAUCUCAACAUUCUCACAGCAAUCAUCGACCAAUCUCAACAACUACUUGCUGGGAAUCGAAGUUGACAAUCCAAUUAUCGGUGGUGGUGGUGACGUCUUUUAUUUGAAACAGAUUUCAUCGAUUUCCCAGCACUGGAAGAUCACUCCACUCUCCUACAAAGAAGACGUACCAAACAAUUCGAUUCUAACAUUGCAUCCAGGUCAAUUCACCAAUUUAUUCUUUGGAAUAAGUCCAACUGCAGAGCAACAACAAAAUGUUAACCAACAACAGCAACAACAACAACAGUUAGCCAUCACCAAUAUAUCGUUCGAUAAGAAUGAACCAAUGUAUGACUCUUCAUCAUUCCCUGUUUUCCAAUUUUUGGAAUACGAGAAGAUGUCACAUCACGAUUAUUUCCAGGGUGCAUUGAGUAUGGGUGGAGCUGCUCCUGGUGGCUCUGGUGGACACAACUCAAAUCAUAUGACAGCCAGCAACGUUGGUACUGCCAACAGCAAUAUACAAUCAUCGAGAGAAUCACUCUCUUUGAAAUCACCAAUUUCAAGUGAGUUUACGCUUGGCGAGCAUCAGAAUCUCUUGGAUCUCAUGUUGUUCUGGGAGUCGGUACCCUCAUCACCUUCACAGAAACUUGUUCCAACAACAUCAUCAACAACAGCACCAACAUCGACUACCCUAGCCAACACUAUUGCAACCAUUCCAUCAACCGGUGGUAAACCAACUCCAAGAAUGGGAGUGUUGAAUGCAACCUCCAUUUCAUUCCUACCGACACACUUUAACGACACAACGCUCGCUACACCAUGGGGAUCUUGGCGCAAUACUACGUCGCCCACCGGCAAGUCAUUGAUGUACGUCGACCCAUCCCUUAGAUUCCAAGCUCCUCUGCGUCAUCAGUUACAGUCGCCACUUUCAAUUCAACACGACUUCCAAAAGAACUCAAUCUGUACAACACCACUUAAAUUGCAACUCUCGAAUUGCUCGCCAACUCACACACUCCAACUAUGUAUCGAUACACUUUUACCACAUGAAAACCUAGAUGUCACCAGUCAACUUACAUCGCAAUACUUUUGGACUGGAAUCACGCGUUACAACAUUGAACUUGCACCACUACAAUCGCAAGAGCUUCCUCUCAGCGUUUGCUUCCUAAGGGCUGGAACAUAUAAUAUCAAUCGUUAUAAAAUCAAUAUCAAAAUCAAUAACAGUGAGUUCUCUAAAGAUAUUUAUUCAACAGUUCAACAUUUAAUUGAUGUAGAAGAUUCAGAAUAA
Molecule: messenger RNA, 3924 nt
Organism: Heterostelium album PN500
Lineage: Eukaryota; Evosea; Eumycetozoa; Acytosteliales; Acytosteliaceae
Exons: 7
Coding region: 1-3924 (1307 amino acids)
Biological process (GO): endoplasmic reticulum to Golgi vesicle-mediated transport; protein localization to phagophore assembly site
Cellular component (GO): TRAPPIII protein complex; cytoplasmic vesicle; phagophore assembly site
Molecular function (GO): protein binding
Source: RefSeq, a predicted model, not a curated record